Molecule: messenger RNA, 1080 nt
Organism: Talaromyces rugulosus
Lineage: Eukaryota; Fungi; Ascomycota; Eurotiomycetes; Eurotiales; Trichocomaceae
Exons: 1
Coding region: 1-1080 (359 amino acids)
Biological process (GO): calcium-mediated signaling
Cellular component (GO): cytoplasm; nucleus
Molecular function (GO): calcium-dependent protein serine/threonine phosphatase regulator activity; nucleic acid binding
Source: RefSeq, a predicted model, not a curated record
AUGACUGUGGCAACGACGCUCCUCUUCUCUCGCCCCAACACCAUCACCACCACUUCCACCAACUCUCACUCUCACUCCCCCCACGGCAAAUCUCUCAAGACAACCCAGUCUUCUCUCAAUUACACCUCAUCCACCAAACUAUCUAUUUCGAGAGACGCUGCCGCCAUGGAGCCCGACCACACAUCCUCCUCGCCACACCUCUCCCGGUCGACGUCAACAUCAACAACGUCCACAUCGUCGUCCAGAUCCAGGCCAUCGCUGAGCCUGGACAUGUCGAAACUGCCAGCCCUUCUCCAGCCCACAUCGCCCAGCAACACCCUGAUCAUCACCGAACUGCACAACCUCCUCCUCUUCCAGCCGGCGUCUCUGGCCGCCAUCCGCGAGGCCAUCACCUCGAUCGCCCAGCUCAACUCGUUCUCGCCGCUGCCCAGCUUCCGUCGCAUUGUCUGCUCGUUCCUCUCGACCGAGGAUGCUGUCAAGGUGCGCCAGUAUCUGGAGCGCUCGACCACCACCGUGUUUGACAAUUCUGGCGUGCGCGCCCGCAUCUACUUUGGCGAACGCACCCCCAUCGAAAACAGCGAGGAGGCGAAGCGCAAGAAGCUGCUCGAAGCUCCGCAGGCCCAGAAGCUCUUCUUCAUCAGCCCGCCGCCUAGCCCGCCGCACGGAUGGGUCAUGCGCAACGAAGAUCCGCCCAAUAAGGAAGUGCAUGCGAGCGACCUCGCGGAUGCGCUGGCCCGACUGGGCACGAGUGCGACUCAGAAUGAUAUGGGAAAUAAUAACAACAACGAUAACAACUAUAAUAAUGACCCUGUCUCGCCCGUCUCGGCGUCAUCGGAUAAAGAAGUUGCGCGAACGAGCUCGUGGCCGGCAGUGUCGGGAUCCGGCGGUGCAGGACGCAGUCGCUCGAGCACGCUGAUCUACCAUCCGAGCGAGCAUGGUGGGUCGCCCAAUCUGCCGGCUGUCAUGGUUGUAGAUACGUCGAUUGUGGACGAGGACGAGGACAUGAUGGAUCUGGAUGGAGAGCCCGGCCAGAAGAUUAUGGCGCAUACGGCUCGGCCGCCGGUUGAGUUGAUGCAGUAG